AUGGAGUCCUACAUAGAAAAAGCACGUCGCUAUGCUCAACCUCCGCCUCCGGGUGCGCCUCAAGGCGUCGCCGUCCCAAACUCAAAGCUUCCCGGUAGAUCCGCAGUAUACCGACAUUGGCGGCGGGGAGAUGAGCUGCCAGACUACUUUGACCCCGAUUUGUCUUCCGGAUAUGACAUGUUUGAGCAGACUGCCAAACGCCAACCCGACGCACGAUGCCUAGGCUACCGCCCAUACAAUGGCUCAACCAAAUCUUUUGGUCCAUAUAUUUGGUACUCCUACGACAAUGUCUUGAAGAGGAGCACGGAUUUUGGCAAGGGCCUUGCGGAAUUAUUGGAAGCUAACGGAGUUGGAGGCCGCCAAAGGCCGGUUGGUCUGUGGUGUGCAAACCGGCCCGAGUGGCAGUUUGUCGAUCUCGGCGCGAUGUCACAAUCUCUGUACAGCAUCUCGCUAUACGAAACAUUGGGACCAGCUGCCACAGAGUUUCUGAUCAAUCAUGCCGAAAUCCCCGUCGUUUGUGCCUCGCUCGAGCAUAUUCCCGCGUUGAUAUUGGCGGCUCCUCGAUGUCCAUCACUCAAGCUCAUCAUUUCGCUUGACCCAUUGACAGAAGAGAUAGACGCACCUGGGACUUCGAGAAAAGAACUUCUCAGUAGCCUAGCUGCAGAAAAGGGGCUGCAGGUACACGACUUUCGAGAUGUGGAAAAGGCCGGCCAAGCAUCUUCACGAUCCCUCAACCGACCGAGGCCCGACGAUAUUUUUACCAUCAACUACACGUCCGGGACCACGGGCAACCCCAAGGGCGUAGUACUCCGCCACUCCAAUGCCGUUGCUGCAACCGUAACGUGUCUCACGGUAUACCCCAUGAGAUCGAGCGAUGUCCUAUGUUCAUAUCUGCCGCUGGCGCACAUCUACGAGCGCUUUGUCGAAAUUUCCGCCAUGUACGGCGGCGGCUCGAUUGGUUACUUUCACGGCAAUCCCCUAGAGUUGAUAGACGACCUGAAGCUCCUGAGACCGACGAUAUUUACGAGCGUGCCUCGCCUCCUCAACCGAAUGGGCAGCUCCAUCAAAGCGGCCACGAUAGAGCAGCAGGGGGUCAAGGGCGCGCUGUCUCGCUACAUCAUGGAGACAAAGAUGGCAAAUAUAGAAAAUGAUGAUCCGGCAAAAGCAACCAACAAACACAUGGUUUAUGACAGGAUAUGGGGCCGAAAGAUCACCGCAGCACUCGGACUGGAUCGUACAGUUCACAUGAUGUCCGGGUCUGCGCCUUUGGAUGGGGGGUUGCAGCAGUUCUUGCGCAUCGUCUUUGCCACUGAGAUCGUCCAGGGGUACGGAUCAACCGAAAUGUUUGCCAUCUGCCUCGCCCAAUCUGCCGGCGAUAUGAGCGUCAGAAAUUGCGGCGGACCUGCUGCUUGUGUUGAGGUGUGUUUGUUGGAUCUGCCCGAUAUGGGGUACUUCUCCAGCGACCAGCCUUGCCCGCGUGGGGAGCUGCUCAUGAGGGGGCCGAACGUCUUUUCCGAGUACUACAAGGACGACGAAGAGACGAGCAAGGCUUUUACGGAAGAUGGGUGGUUCAAGACUGGCGAUAUCUGCGCUGUUGAUGAGCUGGGCCGCUUCAGCAUUAUCGACCGCAGAAAGAAUCUCCUUAAACUGGCGCAAGGCGAGUACAUUUCGCCCGAGCACAUUGAAAAUGUGCUCCUUGCCCAACGUCCUUGGCUUGCUCAGGGCUACGUGCAUGGCGACUCGGCAGAAGCUCAUUUGGUUGGCAUCUUUGGUGUGCAACCUGACAUAUUCUGCAAUUUCCUCAACAGGACUCUUGGGAAAGAGUGUAAGCCAGAAGACACUGAUCAGCUCGAGGCUGUGCUGCAAGAGCCAGAGGUGAGAUCCGCUGUGGUGAAGGAGCUGGCCAUGGUCGGAAAGAGUGCCAAGCUCAACAGCUAUGAGAUCCCCCGAGCAGUCCGGUUAAUGAUAGAACCUUUCACGGUCGAAAAUGGAUUGCUCACACCAACGUUGAAACUGAAGCGCCCACAGACGGCAAAGAAAUUUGAUCACCUGAUCAAGGAAAUGUACGCCGAGACACGAAAGACGAGCACACUCAUGGCAAAGCUUUAA
Messenger RNA from Pestalotiopsis fici W106-1, 2109 nucleotides. RefSeq lists its product as uncharacterized. The record is from RefSeq and is a predicted model, not a curated record. NCBI's taxonomy places the organism in Eukaryota, Fungi, Ascomycota, Sordariomycetes, Amphisphaeriales, Sporocadaceae. The transcript is spliced from 2 exons. Gene Ontology annotation, cellular component: endoplasmic reticulum; membrane. Gene Ontology annotation, biological process: long-chain fatty acid metabolic process. Gene Ontology annotation, molecular function: long-chain fatty acid-CoA ligase activity. The coding region runs from base 1 to 2109 and encodes 702 amino acids.